Molecule: messenger RNA, 6303 nt
Organism: Loxodonta africana (African savanna elephant)
Lineage: Eukaryota; Metazoa; Chordata; Mammalia; Proboscidea; Elephantidae
Product: histone H3.1
Exons: 1
Coding region: 1217-1627 (136 amino acids)
Cellular component (GO): nucleosome
Molecular function (GO): DNA binding; structural constituent of chromatin; protein heterodimerization activity
Source: RefSeq, a predicted model, not a curated record
UUUAUAGAGCUUCUAUGCAAAUAAGAGCUUAGUCAUAUCCUAUCUCUGAUUGGAGGAAAUUAGUGAGUAAGGUUUAUGCAAAUAAGAUGAAUUCCAGUCUACUUUUUGAUUGGCUGUGUCUGCGAAACCUAACGUAGGUUCUUUUCUGCAUUUAAAAAGUGUAUUUUCCUUUUGAAAACAGAAAAUUAAAUUACUAUCUUGCCAAUAGUAUCUAGUUACGAAAAAAGUAUUUUCUCCUCUCACCCCAUCCGGACCUAUACAAGGACAAAAGUGAUACUAAGUAAAAAAAAAAAAGUAGCGUUUGUAAUUUCCUGCCAAGGUGCAGUAUCCGGUGCUUUUAAAAUUAUCCUUGAAGAAUUAAUUAUACAGAACAGAGAAUAUAAAAAUUAGCAAAAUAUUCAAAUAUUUUCAAAGUUAUGUCACUUGCACUCAGUUUGGUCUGAUCAGAGUCAGCACCAUUCUUACAUAUUCAAACAUUUUCAAGAAUCAGAGGAUCGUCAUAUUACAACGGGGGUGCCAUUUUAAUGUUCGGAAGUACGAAAGAGGGCGGACGUGUACUUGUUCAAACAUUUUUUUAAGGCUAGCUUUUAAGGAUAAGGGAGCCCUUGUUACGGAGUGGUUAAACGCCAGUGGUUAAGCGCUCGACUGCUAACCAAAGAUCAGCGGUUCGAACCCAGCAGGCGCUCUGCGGGAGAACAAUGUGGCAGUAGAGUUCCGUAAAGAUUUCCAUCCUUGGAAAUUUCUAUGGGACAGUUCUGUUCUUUCCUGCAGGAUCUCUGUGAGUCGGAAUCGACUCCACUACAACCGUUUGGUUUUGGUUUUUCCAAGGAUAAAGGACGAAACUGCACCAAUCACGUUCAAGCGCGGGGUUUUGAAAUGGCAAAGAGGUUUACAUUCCCGGGCUCAGCAGCUGGAGAAAAUUAAUUUCCGUCUCUUCCCAGGCAUCUUUUCUAACUUUAGUAAAUAGCAAGUGGGUUAAAAGAAAAUCAAUUAGAGUGUAUGUAAGACAAAUCUAGUAAAGGAGAAAAUCAAACACAGUUCAAUAGGUCAAGAUGUUUUAAAGUGAGACCUAGUAGCCAAUCACAAGGCCUGUCAAGUUAUUUAAUUCAAGGCGCGCAGUUUGAAUAUUCGGGCCAAUCAGGAAGGCCUUCUGUUUAUAAAUAGGAGCAAGAGCAGUUGUUACCUCUAUUGUCCUGAGGUUUACUCAGCAAUCUCCAUGGCUCGUACCAAGCAGACAGCUCGCAAAUCCACCGGCGGCAAGGCGCCCCGCAAGCAGCUGGCCACCAAGGCUGCCCGCAAGAGCGCCCCGGCCACCGGCGGCGUGAAGAAGCCCCACCGCUACCGGCCCGGCACCGUGGCGCUGCGCGAGAUCAGGCGCUACCAGAAGUCCACCGAGCUGCUGAUCCGCAAGCUGCCUUUCCAGCGGCUGGUGCGCGAGAUCGCGCAGGAUUUCAAGACCGACCUGCGCUUCCAGAGCUCGGCCGUCAUGGCGCUGCAGGAGGCGUGCGAGGCCUACCUGGUGGGGCUGUUUGAGGACACCAACCUGUGCGCCAUCCAUGCCAAGCGCGUCACCAUCAUGCCCAAGGACAUCCAGCUGGCCCGCCGCAUCCGCGGGGAGAGGGCGUAAAUCGUCUUUCCAAGUGAGUGCAGACUUUGAACCCAAAGGCUCUUUUCAGAGCCAACCAUCUUUUCAGUGAAAGAUGCUGUCACAGGUUAUAAGGACCAUGACGUCGUUAAUAUUAAUACCGUGGAGUCGAUUUUGAAGAGUCGAAAUGGGAAGCCUAGGUUGCAGUCUUUGAAUUUACCUCUCUAGAAAUUUGUUGCUAUGGAAAACAAGUUAUUCGAGCCAGCCUUUACGGAUUUUCUUUGGCCCUGCUUUUUGCCCUGAUAACUUUGUCAGCUCUAAGCUCAGCUUGAAUCUAAAUGCAGUGUUCAGAGCUCUCUAUAAUGUUAAAAGGUGUUAUCAGAGAUAACCAUUUACUCAAAAUAACUUGGGAUGGGUAUGGGCCGCUUGAGGCGCCUAUGGCGGCUGCCGACAUCGCUCUACCGUACCCUUCUCCGGAGCCUACCCAGCCACUGUCGCCACUGAAGCAUACAUACUACCCUACUUUCCUGUCUCCAAUGCUGGUUGGCUAUAGUGUGUUUUUGGUGAAAGUUUACACAGCAAAUGAGGUACCCAGUUUCUGUUCAUACUCAAUUUCAUAUUCAAUUUCUGUUCAUUUCCAGGGAUAGUGGUUACAUUUUUCACAAUGUGUCACGUUCAUUUAUGUUCUGGUUGUUAUCGAAAUCUCAUACUCAGAGUCACAGUGAAGAUGCCUGAGAAGUAUUAGUUACAUUCUGCGUGAGAUUAGGUCCGUCUAGCAGUUCAAGGAAGAAAUCUAAACGUUUUAAAUCACAUACGGAGCAACUUAAUGUGGAGUUUGGUGGGAAAAAUUAAAAAGAGCAGAUCACUCAACUCAGCAAACAAGUAUCAUUGGCUAUAAUGUUACUACAUCAUCAGCUCCCAAGAGUAACCCCAAUAUCGGUUCUUUCAAUGGCAAGUAACCCUAUUGGUUUAGGUCUCCAUGGGGGGCUUCCAGGUUUGAGUAGAUUGGUUUGAGCAGCUUGGGUUUGAAUAUAUCCAACUUCUGUACUAUGAGGUCAGAUGCAUUGGCAAUUUAUGCCAAACCCCGAAAUAAUGGCCUGAACAUGGAAAAUCUCUGCUCAGGGCAUGCUGUCAAAUCCCGAUCUAAUGAGGCAGUUUAUUACAGCCAGACCACAAAUGCAGCAGUUGGCAUAAAAUCAGAAAUUAAUCAUAUGCUUAAUAAUCCAGAUGUAAUGAGACUGGAACUUGCCAGGAAUUCAGUAAUGCAAAAAACGAUGAGAGGAAGGACGUAUUCUCGAGCAACUGGAAAAGCUCUUGAAGGGACUCAAUGCUUUCUGGCAUGCACAUUGAUACUCAAGAACCACGCUGAGUGCUGCUGGAGAGGAGAUUGAUGGUCAUACAUUUGCUUCCUCACUGAAAAAUACAUCUUCAGGUGAAGGUCCAGAAAAUGCAGCUGUUAUCCAGUCAUGGAUUUCACGGGUGUCCCAGAGUUUGUUAACUUCUAGGGUACCAUUAGCAGUGUCAGUGGCCCUAGCAGCUGUGGUUCCAGUGGUGUAAUUGGACAGAGUGCUAUGGCAAACGUGGGGCCUGCAGCAGCAGCUAGUACGUUCAGCUUACCAGGAAUUAAGAGUUAGUUGCAGCAAAUAACUGAAAACUCACACUUUGUGCGGACCAUGUCUGCACCCUACAUGAGAAGUGUUCUGUGUGGUUCCAUUAUGCUGUCAAAUCCCAUAUGCUAUAAGCUACUAUUAUGCUUUCAAAAUACAUAUGUGUAUCACUCGUAAUAUGAAUUUAGAAAUAAAAAUAUGUCUAACUUUUGUGAGGUUCUCUGAUGUUAAUCAUAAGCCCUUAGAAACCUUUAAGUCAUGAGAAAGUUAUUUUGAAAAAUUCUGAACUUAGACAUAGAAGCAUGUGAAAUAUGUAAACAAUGUAAGCGAACUUUGACCUGCCAUGUUGUGAUAAAGAAGACAUAGUUAAUCUUUGUAGAGCAUUGAGACAUAAGUGUAAACAGACUCCCUAAUCUCUAACCUUGAGGGAGAGAUGCGUCACUUGGCUCAUCUUUAACCAUGAAGAAAGACCCUUAUAGUGUGAGGCCAAGGUGAGAAUUUCACAUAUAAACCCUGAAUCUCUGCUCACUCAAGGAGAGAGAGCAGGGGCAAAGAAAAUUUUCUCUCCUCUCCUACUCUCUCAAAAGACCUAGAGCCUACUGAGACCAUGCCCGCCACCAGCGACCUCGGACUCCAGCUACAAGGGACCUCAGUUGAGUUGGAGCAUGGUCAAGCCUUCCUCCCAAGACCUCUUGUUAAAGGUAAAAGGCUUAAAUCUGAAGAUUUAGACUCUAAUCAUUGUAAUCGUUAAUUCUGAUUCUACAGUUCCAAAUUAACGUUGUGAGGUCUUACUUGCAUGCUUUGCCAUGACUACCUUGCAAUAAACUGAACGAGUUUAUGCAUGAUAAACCCGAGUAUUUCUCCAUUAAUUUUCUAAGAUAAAAUCCUACACAGUAAGAAGCAUGAUGCGAUCAUUAAAGCAAAACCCAGACCUUGUUGCACAGAUGAUGCUAAAUAAUCCCCUAAUUUGCUAGAAAUCGUCAGCUGCAAGGACAAAUGAGAAAACAGCUCCCAACUUUCUUUGAAAAAGUGUAGCUUUUUCUAAAGCACACCUGAAGCAGUGCAGUCUGUAGAUUUAGCAGGGUUUUUUUUUUAGCAGACAGCAGUGGAAGGUCCCAGCCUCGCCUUGGCCUAGGGUGAUUAGGAAACACUGGAAGUGCUUCAGGAACCAAGUGUAUAGCUCUGCAUGUACUGAAAACACAAGUCCAAAGGCAGGACCAAAGAACUUGGACUCCAGCAGCUUAUUCAACAAAUAUUGUAGGCUGGGGUAAAUCCUCAGCCAUAGAAUUCGGAAGUCGGAUUUUAGCAAAACGGAACAGCUCAGGGCAAUGAGAUUAUUGGACCUUGAAGCAAACUUCCAAGCUCUAAUAAUACAAGGUGUUUUCAUAUGACCAUUGAAAGGUUAUUGGACUCUCGACUCUCAAAAUAGCAUUUCUGUGUGUGUGUGUGUGUAUAUAUAUAUAUAAUUUUAAGGUGGGAUGGUACAAAGACAUAGCAAAACAAAACCAGGGAAAACGAAAGAAAACAAAAACCCUAAACAUGAAAGUUAACAGCAGCUUUAUUUGUAGUAGCCCCAAACUGAAAACAACCUGCUGUCUUUGAAUUCCAAGAAAAUAUGAAAAACUCCAAACCAAACCCUUUGUCAUUGAGUCAAUUCCGACUCAUGGUGACGUCAUGUGUUACGGAAUAGAACUGCUCCCUAGGGUUUUCUUUGCUCUAAUUUUUUUGUAGAAGGAGCCCCGGUGGUGCAAUGGUUAAGAGCUGGGCAGUUCGAAUCUACUAUCCUCUACUAAGAAACCCUAUGGGUCAGUUCUACUGGCUCCUAAGUGUCCCUAUGAGUUGGAAACUACUCAACCACAAAGUGUUUGGUUUUGUUUUUUCAAUUAAAAAAAAUAAAUAAAAAAGGAGUGGAAAAAUAUGUGUCUUUUUUGCUCUGUUUAUGAUUUAUUUAUGUGAAAAGUUCACUAAAAGAUGUUUUCCAAGAUUGUCCUAGCUAUUGUUUUAAUAUCUCAGGACCCAGAUGAUGUGUCCUUGUAGUCCAGCUCCAGCUAGGUCACAUUCUUUAUACUCAAGGACAGGGAAUAAAUGGCUCCAAUUUUAUCUCCUAAAUUAACAUUCAAUGGUUUCUAGGGACGUCAUCUAUGUCUUCCUAAUGCAACCAGCUUAGCAAAUAUCUUUUUAAAUUUAAAAAUCCAGAGUGAUUGCCACUUUAUUUUUAGAACUCGCUCAGGAUUCCUUUGCAUAGCAUUAGAUUUUAUGACAGCUUUGCUUGAGUUCUAAGCAGCAUUCACAGGAGGAGACAACCCCCUCCCCAGCAACCUCCAUAUGAGAAAGGGAACAGAGAAUGAGCUCAGGGCAAUUUAGAUCCCUUUUCCCUGCAACCCAUCAUUGAUUAAAUGUAUAACGCUUAACCAGAAAAAAAAAAAAAAAGCCCCCAAAAAACCCAUUGCUGUCCAGUCGAUACCCAAAAACCCAGGGCCGUCGAGUCGAUUCCGACUCAUAGCGACCCUAUAGGACAGAGUUGAACUGCCCCGUAGAGUUUCCAAGGAGCGCCUGGUGGUCCAGUCGUUACUGGUGUUAUUUUGGAAAAGUCCCCAAAUCAUUUCAUAUGCUUUAGCUCUGCCUAUAUUUUGUUGGUAAGAAUAGAGUAAGCAACAAUAGAAAUUUAAUUACCAACUAGAGGUCAGCUAUUUUGCUUACAAUAACUCAAUUAUCAACAAAUAUUUAUCGAGUUUAGGGAUAAAGCCACUGCGAUUCACAUAAUUAACAAACAUGCCCAAUAUCAUAGGCUGAUAGUAGCUGCUCACGGAUUCCAAACCCAAAGCCUAGCUUCUUUCACUUCGCUGGGCUGCCUGGCAAUAUAACUAUUAAUUUCUUUGGUUCUUGGGAUUUGGGCUUCUUUUUUGAAUCCGGUAUAGCAAACUAUGCAAGAAUAUAUAUGGAAUGAGUGAGCGAAUCUUUAAAUACAUACACACACACACACACACACACACAGAAACGAGAUAAUGUCCUUUGUGUAUAUGUUGUUUGACACUUCUGUUUAAAGGUUCCUGUUUUCUAAAUACCAGUAAAUCUCUGUAUUUUUAUUUUAUACCUUGUUUGAGUCGGAAU